This is a messenger RNA of Carassius auratus (goldfish), 1044 nucleotides long. RefSeq lists its product as uncharacterized. Gene Ontology annotation, cellular component: nucleus. Bases 312 to 1040 code for a protein of 242 amino acids. The record is from RefSeq and is a predicted model, not a curated record. NCBI's taxonomy places the organism in Eukaryota, Metazoa, Chordata, Actinopteri, Cypriniformes, Cyprinidae. The transcript is spliced from 7 exons.
AUGAGCUGCACCUGCGCCCCACCGCCGGUAUCGAGUCCCACGUAGGAGAUGGAAGGAUAUAAAACUGGAGUGACGAGAGAGGACCAGGGGCCUGUUGCACAAAAGUAGAAUUAAGACAUCCGGGAUAAAUGACUCAGCUGAGCUCAAUAAAGCCAAAACAUGUGCGUCCAGGCUUAAUUGGUUGCACAAAGACCAAGCCAGGAUGAGCAGACACGGAUUCAUUAAGCCAGGUGAAACCAAUCCUGGAUAGGUGCGCGCUCACGGCUCACUCAAAUAGACCCCGCCACAGAUCACAGAUUAACUGAUUUACCAUGGCAACUAGAGCCGCGUACUUUUCCCCGUCGGAAGCACAAAUCCUCAUGGAGGCAUACGAGGAGGUAAAAGAUAUAAUUAAGAAGAAAGGCAACACCACCACAGUGAUAAAGCAAAGAGAAAAAGCGUGGCAAAGUAUUGCAGACCGCCUGAAUGCAUUAAACAUGAACGGGCCAAAACGGACAUGGCAGCAGGUCAAAAUCAAAUACAAGAACAUUCUGCAGAAUGCAGUGAAAAAGAAUACCCACAGACAAGGCACGGGUGGUGGGUCACCAAAGGCUGACCUUACCCCAGCAGAGGACAUGGCCUUGGAGCUAAAUAAAGGCAGGCCCGUCUUCGAGGGGAUCCCUGGGGGGAAAGAGACGAGCAUAGGUUCCUCCCAAGAUGCCACCCGCUUCAUUCAAGUGUCUGGCAGCACUGUGUUCCUGUCAGAGCCACCAGCACAAGCACCAGACGAUGCUGAUCCAGGUGAAAGCCCCAGUGCAGCAGCAACAGCACAUGAUGGAGACGAUGAUGAGGAGGAGACCAUCUCUCUGGAUUCCAGAAGGCAUGAGGACCCAGAUGCUAUACAGUGGGAAAACCAGCCUGGCAACAUAAGCUCACAAGCUAUCAGAAAGUUGUAUGGCAACCACCUCUGGCGCCAAAUAGAACUGGCAGACAUAGACAUUCAGUACAAGAAGAAAAAGAUAGAAAAUCUUGCACUGGAGUCCGAAAAAAAAAAAAGAUGACAAU